GUGAAACUCGACAUAUUUCCCUUUCAAUACAUUAACAAUUAGUUGAUUAUUCAAUUAAAUUUUCUUAAAAAUAAAUCUAUCGCAAUGAUUUUUAUGAGAACAUCCGUAAUUUUAUUAAUUUUUGUUGUCGGUUUAUCAGUAAUUUCUUGUGCACAGCAACGUGGUGUUAAAAAUAAGAUAAAAAAGGCUCAUGAAAAAGUUGUAAACUAUUUUGCACGGCAUUUGAAUCGCGGUACAGGAGCACCAACAGUCAAAAGUAAACCGAGAAUUUUCGUUGAUAAAGUCGUAGGCAAAGUUACCAAGUGGGCCACUAAUAUGUCAGAUGGAAUAAUUCGUACUUCAAAUACGCUAUCUGCAGCUGAUAAUGUUGCAAAAUUCGGGGCGAAAUAUGACAUGUGGAAAUUACCUGCAUCUCACAAGCAGUUUCAACAAAAAAAGCCGCAAUUGAGUGCAUGGAUGCAACCGAUGCCAAUAGAUUAUAACAAUAUUAAUUAUGGCGCUCCUUCUAAGGAUUAUAGAGAAUCAACACAAACAGGAGUUGAUAUGUAUUAUCCGUUCCAGCAAAUGAUUCCAAAUUACAAUGGAGCUCCAUAUCCAGCCCCAUAUCCCACGACAGCACUGAAUAAUUUACCUGUUUUACCAUAUAAUGAACCCAUGAUGCAAAAUUAUAUGGCGAUGCAAAGGCAAAUGAUAGCAAUGGCAUAUUAUAUGCACAUGCAGAAUAAUAUGCCAAUAUUACCCAACCAUAUGCUAAUGAUGCCAGAUAAUAAUGUUCAUGGUGAAAUGGCACAAAAUUCAUUUGUACGGAAUAAUAUGCCUUCGAAUGGAGAAAUAGAGAGCCAAAGACAAAAAAGUUGAAGUACCAUCAAAUGGAACUAGAGGUAGAGGUAAUACGUAACAUGGUGAUGUUGGAAAUAAAAUGAAGAAAUGGGAAAAAUAUAAUUGGAAUUAUUAACUUUUUAAUUGUUUUAUACAUACUACUGAAGUGCCAUCAAAUGGAUCUAAUAGAAGUAACGGUAACACGGAACAUGCUGAUGUUGGAAAUAAAAUGAAGAAGUGGGAAAAAUAUAAUUGAAAUUAUUCACUUUUUAAAUGUUUUAUACAUACUACUGAAGUGCUAUCAAAUGGAACUAAUAGAAGUAGCGGUAACACGGAACAUGCUGAUGUUGGAAAUAAAAGGAAGA
Achroia grisella is the source of this 1184-nucleotide messenger RNA. RefSeq lists its product as uncharacterized. The transcript is spliced from 5 exons. The record is from RefSeq and is a predicted model, not a curated record. The coding region runs from base 85 to 858 and encodes 257 amino acids. Lineage: Eukaryota; Metazoa; Arthropoda; Insecta; Lepidoptera; Pyralidae.